AUGCUCUGGCGGCAAAAAUUAAUAUCGUUGAGAUUUUUGUUGAUACGCUCGGUCCCAAAGCUUCCUAUUAAACCAAACUUAAGCGAAUUUUUCCUGGAGUAUCGAUCGUUGUUUCCGUCAAAGUUUGUUAUUGUUUCAGCGGCAUCAAUUGCGGCAAAGGUAACACGUGGUCAUCGUUUACGGGGUUGGCAAUUGCGGGAAAACAAUAUUUUAGUAUCAAAUGACGGCUUUGGAAGCGGAUACCCUGAGGAUUCCGACACCAAAAAGCUUUUUGCUGGAGGUGCCGAUCCAGUGUUUGGUUUCAGCUUAUUGGUUUGCUUCAGCUGGAAGACGCGAUGCUAUUGUAGACAAAAAGUGCAUAAGAGC
Mesorhabditis belari is the source of this 366-nucleotide messenger RNA. NCBI's taxonomy places the organism in Eukaryota, Metazoa, Nematoda, Chromadorea, Rhabditida, Rhabditidae. The record is from the annotation of a GenBank genome assembly.